Molecule: messenger RNA, 5469 nt
Organism: Cyanidioschyzon merolae strain 10D
Lineage: Eukaryota; Rhodophyta; Bangiophyceae; Cyanidiales; Cyanidiaceae
Product: U5 small nuclear ribonucleoprotein 200 kDa helicase
Exons: 1
Coding region: 1-5469 (1822 amino acids)
Cellular component (GO): nucleus
Molecular function (GO): nucleic acid binding; ATP hydrolysis activity; ATP binding
Source: RefSeq, a predicted model, not a curated record
AUGCCUCAGGAACCUGAACUAGCAAGUAUCGAGGUGUCGCCCCCGACUCCCGGCGAAAGCUCACAUUUCAUGGAGGCUAUACUCCAAGACACUCCAGAAUACCGCGUUAUAUGUGCUGCAGCCGUGCGACGAAAGGCGGCUUUGCCUGUUGUUAGCGCCGACUUGUUCAGCGGUACAUGCUCUGAACAGUCUGCGGCGCGGAGCGCUCUUGGUCAGGUCGGUGACGCUUCCGAGUGGAGCGAAAUGAUCAUUCAAAGGCCGGAGACAACUGAAAGUGCGCUAUUGAAUGAUCGUUCAUUUGCUGUCGAUGAUCUAGCGGGUUACAUGAAACCUGCCUUUCAGCAUAUAGCAAGCCUGAAUCCUGUCCAGUCCAGCGUUCUUGCUCGGGCGUUACGGAUGCAUGGAAACGUUCUGGUCUGCGCACCAACAGGGUCCGGCAAGACGGAUAUUGCCGUUGCCCUGAUUCUUCGCACCCUAUUCGAGGAAUGCGGUGGCGAGCUGCAAGAGUUCAAAUGUGUUUAUAUUGCUCCAAUGCGGGCGCUCGUGGGGGAGCUUCAGCGUUCGCUGAGCGCUCGCCUGCGAACCUAUGGAAUCUUGGUAACGGAGUGUACCGGGGAGCAGCGUCUGAGUCAUCGCGACUUGUGGCGCUCCCAUAUCCUGGUGACAACUCCUGAAAAAUGGGAUGUUCUCACUAGAAGAGCCAACGAACGUCCUUUGCUACGUUUUCUGAAGAUUGUCAUCAUUGAUGAGAUCCACGUUCUCGAUGAUCCAAAGAGAGGGCCCGUCCUUGAGAGAUGCGUAGCUCGUCUACACCAUGAAACAGCGUUAUUCGGCUAUCGAGUACGGCUUGUUGGCCUGAGCGCAACGCUUCCAAACUACGAUGACGUGGCGGUCUUCAUUCGCGCCAGGCUUCACGAGGGCGUGUUCGUCUUCUCUGAGAGAGAACGUCCAUGCCCCCUGGAGCUGCGCCUGGUGGCACUUCGCCAUCGCGUUGGCCUUCUAAGUAAGACCCGGUUCGAUCAACUUAUGAACCAUGCUUUGUGGUUCCAGGUCAAAAAAUUUGCCGUACAGCAGAUGGAGCAGGUUUUGGUUUUCGUUCACGAGCGAGCAGAUACGCUGAAGACCGCGCACUGGUUGCUUAACGCUGCAGACGGCGAAAACGCUCCCAUCCUACAAAGGCGGGAAACGGAAUGGCUUUCGCCUUCAAUCCGUGAGCAUUUCAAAAACUUUGGUGAGAUUCUCGCCACGGUGAAGAAAGGCAUUGGAGUCCAUCACGCCGGUUUACCGCGAGAAAUCCGCCAUCUCAUGGAGCAAUUGUUUCUGCAGGGCAGCCUCCGUAUUAUGAUAUCUACCGCAACGCUAGCAUGGGGAGUCAAUCUGCCGGCGAACGUGGUCGUCAUCAAAGGCACGCAGUACUACGACAGUGAGGAGGGUCAGACUGUCCAACUCGCCCCGCUGCACGUCCUGCAGAUGCUCGGCAGAGCGGGCCGCUACCCCUUCCACCAGCGUGGUGUAGGCGUGAUCAUCACAACCGAACCGGAAGCGCCGCUGUAUGCUGCUGUCGUAGCGCACAAGGCCCCCAUAGAAUCGCAUCUCAUACCGCAGUUGGCAGAUAGCUUGUUGGCCGAAGUUGCGGGCGGCUCCCUCAGCACCGUCGAAGAGGCAGCAGAGUGGCUCAAAUACACAUUCCUCUUCGUUCGAAUGCUGCGGAAUCCAUCUCUCGAGUGGAUGCCGCAUUUCGCGAGCAAGCGGCCUGCCGAUGGAGAAGAUGUUUCCCUCUGGGGCGUUCGGCUCCGACUUUGCCAUUCGGUGGCGAAAGAGCUCGCCCGGAAUGAGCUGUUGCGCUACGGCGAAAAUCUAGAGAUGACUGUAACAGCUCGCGGUAACGUGGCUUCUGCGUUUAUGCUUCCCUACGACACGCUGCGGACAAUAGAGGCAUACCUUCACCCAACAGGCGCUCUCCCAGAGUUGAUCCAUCUGCUCGCAGUUGCCUCACCUGCACUUCGGAACCUCAGUCUACCACGGGAAAGCGAAAGCCGAGAGUUGCGCAGGUUCUCUUGGCGCCUACUGAUACCGCUUUGGGAUCCUGACAGAGACCUCAAAAUCUCGGCAUUGUUGCAGGCCGCAGUCCUGCCAACGGGCCUAAGCUCUUCGCCCGCAUUAUCGCAGGACUGCUCUUCGAUACUGGAAGAGUCUCAGCGGAUGCUGCGUGCGGUGCAUGCGCUUUCUGCAACCUUGGGAAUGGCUGUACCCAUGCGUUUGAGCUUGCUACUCGCCAAGAAACUUGAGCAUCAACAAACGCGUAUUCUGCAAGGCGCCCUCAGGGGCGGAAGCAGCAACGAUCAGAGCGGUAGCACAAGCUCCGGCAUGCAACCCCGUAAGACGCACAACAGCAAAGGCCAGCCAGAGCAACACAGCGAAACCGAGGCGCUGCGUUGCUUUUCGCCUUCAGUCGGCGACUGGAUGCCUCCCGCGGUGUUAUGCAGCGCUCUGGGGCGUCAGCAGUGUGCCGUUCGUUCCUGGAUAGCCUUCGAGAGCGCGCUUCUACCCGUUUCAGCAGACACGUUGCGUUUCGAAUGUCGCAUCGCGCUGCAGGAUAGCUCCUGUAUCGACAGUACGGAAGCGCUCUGGGUAUCCCUCGAGGAUGCCACUGGUGAAAGAGCCUUUUUCGCUGCUCGCCUGGUCCUCCGUGAAGCGAAAUAUCACCUUGUCGGAUGCUGUUCGGUUCCACCGUGGCAGCGAACCUCAGUCGCUUUCUGGAGAAUUGCCGCCGAAGAGCAUCUGGUUGACGACUUUCUGCAAGCUGAGUGUUUGCGCGACCUCCCGUGGCCAGUUGACGAUAACCGAAUUGCCCCCGAGAUCGGCCGCUUUGUAUUUCACGACUUUAGUCGUCUAGCGGCGGCCUGUGAGACCCUGAUUCCAGGCUAUCUCAAAAUGGUGAUGGACUGCGCUCCGGGACAGCGACCUGGGGUAUUGUUUGCGAUACCGUUCCGGCCCGAACGGAUCCGGUGCCUCGCGGCUUGCCUCACGGUAGCGCGUGAAAAACGCCUCGUGUGCUAUGUGUCUCCACAUCGCUCGCAUCGUGAAGUUUUUCGCCAACUCGUACAAAGCUGCAAGUUGCGCUGUGCGGAGCUAAGCAUUGAUCCGCAGUGGCAUAGAAAACUUUCAUGCGCUGACGACGAUGAGCACGAAGCGCGCUUCCUGAUCGGUGACCCCAAACACUUUGCCUCGCUCGUGCAUAGCAUGCAGUCGGAACAGCUCCGUGUGCAAGCACCACUGUGGCUUCUGGACGACCUCGAGUCUGUAUCAUGGGAUCCAAGCUACGAGUUUUUGCUCAUGAAUCUGGCAAGAGCUGAGCAGGUUCUUUUUUCGGAGCAUUUCCAGAAUGUCGACCAAGUAUUGCGCUGGCUUGGACUGGAUCCGUCUCGAAUGCUCCAGUUUGAGUGGCAACCUCCGGGUGAGGCUUCGCCGCUCAUUACCACUGCGGACGAGGCACUUCUGAACCGGCCUCGGCUGGUGGCGAAGCGCUUCUGGCGUGCAUUUCGUCGGAUAGCGCCUCCUCGAGGACCACAAUUCGUCGCUGUUUGCGCGGUCAUGCGCGAUGCGCUCUUACUUGGGGCAGAGCUAGCGCGACAGAGUCCGUACCGCAGUGAGUGCCCUGCACGUUUGGCAGCGUCGUUAACCGCCGCGGAGCGAGCGCUCCUCGAGCGUGGCAUCUGGUUACCCACGAGGAGUACCAGCUACGAGACAGGUGCACCCCCGGGGCACACCAAUGUCCGCGUCGUAGUCAUCGAGAUCGGAGAAUUACUCCUGCUCCCGAGCGAUGGCAAUGAAUACGCCUUCGCAUUCAUGGUGGGCAACGGCUUUGCGCAGGCAUCGUCGCGCCCACGGGAGAACCUGUUCCGUUGGAGUUGUCGCUACUUUGCCAGGAUAUGCAGAGGUCCGGUUUCGGUCCUAGUGCCACCGCAUCUUGAGGGACUGAUGCAGCUGCCGGCGAAUUGGCCUCCAGUCAUAGACUCUGUCGCUGAUCUAUUCUGGGAGUUAUUUAUUGUUCAUCAGGUAGCACGGGGCACACUGCAGACUGCCGAGCAGGUUGCUGAGCUCAUGAGCCGCACUCUCUACCGCUACCGUUACCUGCAGCAUACGGCUGCGAGGCCGCUGUGCGAAGUGAUAUCGCUGGGCAGCGAGCUCGACAGAAUAGCUCUAAUGACCAGACUCGUCACAGAAAAACUUAUCAGCGAAUGCAACUUGCUCCGAAUUCGCAAUGACGGGCGCUUUGAUUGUCGCGAUGUCGUCGCUCCCCGGCUGGCAUUCUGUUUCGGUAUCGAAGUGCAGACAGCGCGUACGAUUUUAGAUCGGUUUUCAGGUAGGGUGAUAACCAGGAGUGCGCUUUUGGACAUGUUCGCUGAAACACUGGUUAGCGAACUCGGUCCUGGUUGGUUGCCGCGCGACCUCGCAUCGAGCGAUGAAGCUGGACGCCCUCAUUCGCUGUGGCCCAUUCGAGGACCAAAAGCGCGUCCUAAGAAAGUGCAGCCCGUUCUCUUUGUACGCACACUGCUGAUAUGGUUGCUGAGAUCGCCACCGACGUCACAGUUUUGCUGGCGGAGGCUUUUGGAGGAGCUCAGUGGCGCUUGGGAGCGACUACUACCGGCACUGGUGUUUACGGGUCUCGCCCGUCUUUGUUGGAGCGCUUUCCGCCAGUUCCACAAGAUCACUCGAACGCUUUCGUUCGAGCUUAUGGUUAGUGGCUCGCCGUUGCGAUCACGAGAGCAGAGCCACCUCACUAAGCCUGCAGACGAUUUGGAUGAUGCUGUUGGCGAGGAGCCCGAUGGCCGCAUAGCACAGAUUGAGCAUCACAUGGGUGCCGAAUACCGGGAGCGCUGUACGAGUUACCUGCAUCAGAUGGAUCACGAGCAGCAUGAGCAGCAUGAGCAGCAUGAGCAGCAUGAGCGCCAAGCGGAUCUCGGAAACGAGCCGCACCGGAUAGAACGUCGCGCACGUGGACGUCACCUGCAAGCAAAACUGGCGGCAGCGGCGGGGAUGGUGGAUUCUGGCGGGAGCAUUCAAUCCAGAAACGAUGCUUGCUUUCAUCUUCAUCCUCGGCAAGGAGGUUCCCUUCGGGUCCAGCAAGCAAUACAGCAAGGGACAAGACGGAAACGCGUCAUAGACGUUCACUGUAUUGACAUAGCAUUGGGGCAGCGAACCGAGAAACCCGUGGAUGAGCAUAUGUACAGGAAGCGACAUGCUUGGCUCGUCGUCCGUGAUGCCGGCUCCGAUACGGUUGUCUACGCGAACCGCGUUUUCUAUCGAUUUGGACUGCAAAGAUUUUGCUUGAAGAUCCCCGAGGUCGCCGCAUGCAAGCCAACAAAACUCUCCGUUCAUGCUUUCGACGAGUUCAGCACGGACGAGGAAAUGGAGCGCUGCGUGUUGGUAACAUCUGCACAAACGACCGCGGAUCCGAGUAUCUGA